ACUGCUGAAAAUGGUUUCCUAGGACUUUGCAAACGGAUCUCCCCAAAGUGUUGGUGCAAAACUUUGUAGAUCUCCGCUGUGGUUUUUUUUUUGUUUUGUUCUGCUCUGGCUAUCCUCCUCCCCCCCUCCGCCAAAAUGCAGGGGGAAGGAGUGUUGACAAUUAAUUGAUGAAUUCUCCCAAAAAAAAUGGAGGCAGAGAAAGAAUCUGGAAGAAGAUUGCGCUCGGUCGGCCGGCAGAGAUACGACGAGAACGAGGACCUGUCGGACGUGGAGGAGAUCGUCAGCGUCCGGGGCUUCAGCCUGGAGGAGAAGCUGCGCAACCCACGGUACCAGGGGGACUUCGUCCACGCCAUGGAGGGAAAAGAUUUCAACUUCGAGUACGUGCAAAAAGAAGCCCUAAGGGUGCCCCUGAUCUUCCGAAAUAAGGAUGGCCUGGGAAUUGAGAUGCCCGACCCUGAUUUCACCGUCAGAGAUGUGAAGCUUUUAGUGGGGAGCCGGCGGAUGGUGGACGUCAUGGACGUGAACACACAGAGAGGCACGGAGAUGAGCAUGUCCCAGUUUGUGCGCUACUAUGAAACCCCCGAGGCCCAGCGGGAGAAACUCUUCAAUGUCAUCAGCCUGGAGUUCAGUCACACCAAGCUGGAGAAUGUCGUCAAGCGGCCCAACGUGGUGGACCUGGUGGAUUGGGUGGACAACAUGUGGCCCCAGCAUCUGAAGGAGAGGCAGACGGACGCCACCAACGCCAUCGCUGAGAUGAAGUAUCCCAAAGUCAAAAAGUACUGUCUGAUGAGUGUGAAAGGCUGCUUCACUGACUUCCACAUUGACUUUGGAGGCACCUCUGUCUGGUACCACGUUUUUCAGGGUGGGAAGAUCUUCUGGCUGAUCCCCCCGACCCUGCACAACUUGGAACUGUACGAAGAAUGGGUGUUGUCAGGCAAGCAGAGCGACAUCUUCCUGGGAGACAGGGUGGAACGGUGCCAAAGAAUUGAGCUGAAACAGGGGAACACGUUCUUCAUCCCCUCAGGCUGGAUCCAUGCUGUCUACACCCCCGUAGAUUCUCUGGUCUUUGGUGGAAACAUCCUUCAUAGCUUUAAUGUGCCCAUGCAGCUGCGGAUUCAUGAGAUUGAAGACAGAACACGGGUGCAGGCCAAAUUCCGUUACCCUUUCUACUAUGAGAUGUGCUGGUAUGUCCUGGAGAGGUACGUGCACUGUCUGACCCACCGAUCCCACCUCACCCAGGAGUGCCAGAGAGAAUCAAUGCUCAUUGAUGCAACAAGAAAAGCCAGCAUAGACGGCUUCUCAUCCGAUUCCUGGCCGGAGAUGGAGGAAGAAUCGUGCGAGCUGCAUCCUCUGGAGGAGAAAGAGGAGAGUGUGGACAAAGUUCCCAAGCCGCCGGCCGACAGCUCCUCCUCCCCCAACAUCACACCCUCCGAAGGUCAGGAGCCUGCCGGGAAGAAACCCAAAGCCCCAGUCAUGCGGUACCUCAAAAGAACUCUGUCGAAUGAGUCGGACGACAGCAUCAAAUCCACCACACCCACGGACUAUCCCAAAACCCCCACUGGAUCCCCGGCCACUGAGCUCUCUACCAAAUGGACUCAUCUCACGGAGUUUGAACUGAAGGGCCUGAAAGCUUUGGUGGAAAAACUUGAAUCCCUCCCAGAGAACAAGAAGUGUGUCCCUGAGGGCAUCGAAGAUCCACAGGCACUCCUGGAGGACAUGAAGAAUGUGCUGAAGGAGCAUGCUGAUGAUGACCAAAACCUUGCAAUCACUGGAAUGCCCGUGGUCUCCUGGCCCAAGAAGACAGCAAAGGCCAAGUUGCCCUCCCAGGUUUUGGAUGAAGAUUUUCUGUCGAACCGGGCGGUCGGGCGGCCGAAGGGGAAACUGGGCCCGGGCUCGGCAGUGAAGUUGGCCGCCAACCGGACGACGGCAGGGGCGAGGCGGCGGCGGACGCGAUGCCGCAAGUGCGAGGCCUGCCUACGCACCGAGUGUGGAGAGUGCCACUUCUGCAAGGACAUGAAGAAGUUUGGGGGGCCAGGAAGGAUGAAGCAGUCGUGCAUCAUGCGGCAGUGCAUCGCGCCAGUGUUACCGCACACUGCAGUAUGUCUUGUGUGUGGAGAGGCCGGGAAGGAGGACACCGUGGAGGAAGAAGAAGGCAAGUUUAACCUCAUGCUGAUGGAGUGUUCCAUCUGCAAUGAAAUCAUCCACCCUGGAUGCCUUAAGCGAAAGGAGAGCAGCUGUGCCUGCCUGGAGGAAGAAGGACUCUAUCUACCCUGGAGCUUAGUACAGUACCUGGUGAAGGAGUCAGACGGCGUGGUCAACGAUGAGCUGCCAAACUGCUGGGAGUGUCCAAAGUGCAACCAUGCUGGGAAAACCGGGAAAGCGUACAAGCAAAAGCGCGGUCCUGGUUUCAAGUAUGCCUCGAACCUGCCGGGCUCGCUGCUCAAGGAGCAGAAGAUGAACCGGGACAACAAAGAGGGGCUCGAUCCGGCCAAACGGAAAGGAGAGUGUGAAGAGGCGGUGCAUCGCAAGUCGGAAGAGCAUGUCAAGAAGCCGCCGACGGACAGCAUCCUGCGCAGGAAGUCUGAUGAGGUGCACCUCAGGAGGAAACGGAAAUUUGAGAAGCCCCAGGAGCUGACCACGCGCAAGCGGCUAAAACUCGGCAAGGAGGAGAAGCUUUUCAGGAAAAAGCGGCGGUCCUGGAAGGCCACGGAGGACAGGGCGGCUCUGGCCAACAAACCCCUCCGGCGCUUUAAGCAGGAGCCAGAAGAGGACCUGCCCGAGGCCCCCCCGAAGAGCAAGGAGAGCGACCAGUCCCGUUCCAGCUCCCCCACGGCCGGGCCCAGCACAGAGGGCGCCGAGGGCCCCGACAAGAAGAAGCUCAAGAUCCGACGGAAACGGCGGCUCCCGAACAAGGAGCUCAGCAAGGAGCUGAGCAAGGAGCUCAACCAGGAGAUCCAGAAGACGGAAAACAGCCUGGCCAACGAGAACCACCAGCCCAUCAAGUCGGAGCCGGAGAGCGAGAACGAGGAGCCCAAGCGGGCCCUGAGCAGCAGUGAGCGGCUGCACCGCUUCAGCAAGGGCCUCAAUGGGACCCCCCGGGAGCUCCGGCACCAGCUGGUUCCCAGCCUGCGGACCACUCCCCGAGUCAUCGCCCGGCCCCCUCCCUCCCUCUCGCCCCCCAAGUGCAUCCAGAUGGAGCGCCACGUCAUCCGGCCGCCCCCCAUCAGUCCCCCGCCCGACUCGUUGCCCCUGGAUGACGGGGCGGCCCACGUCAUGCAGCGGGAAGUGUGGAUGGCCGUCUUCAGCUACCUCAGCCACAGCGACCUGUGCGUCUGCAUGCGGGUCUGCAAGACCUGGAACCGCUGGUGCUGUGAUAAGCGGUUGUGGACCAAAAUUGACUUGAACCAUUGCAAAUCCAUCACCCCGCUAAUGCUCAGUGGCAUUAUCCGCCGGCAGCCCGUCACUCUGGACCUCAGCUGGACAAACAUCUCCAAAAAGCAACUGAGUUGGCUCAUCAAUAGGCUUCCAGGACUGCGGGACUUGCUGCUGUCUGGCUGCUCGUGGAUCGCCGUGUCAGCGUUGUGCAGUUCCAGCUGUCCUCUGCUGAGGACCUUGGACGUCCAGUGGGUGGAAGGACUAAAGGAUGCCCAGAUGCGGGAUCUCCUGUCUCCACCGACGGACAACCGGCCAGGUCAGAUCGACAAUCGUAGUAAACUCCGGAACCUAGCGGAGCUGCGCCUGGCCGGGCUGGACAUCACGGACGCAUCCCUGCGGCUCAUCAUCCGGCACAUGCCCCUCCUUUCCAGGCUCAACCUCAGUUACUGUAACCACGUCACCGAUCAGUCCAUCAACCUGCUGACCGCCGUGGGGACCACUACUCGCGAUUCCUUAAUGGAAAUUAAUUUAGCAGAUUGCAAUAAGGUUACUGACCAGUGCCUGUCCUUCUUUAAACGUUGUGGAAAUAUCUGCCAGAUCGACCUAAGGUACUGCAAGCAGGUAACCAAGGAGGGCUGUGAGCAGUUCAUAGCGGAGAUGUCAGUGAGCGUUCAGUUUGGGCAAGUGGAAGAAAAACUCCUGCAAAAACUGAGUUAGUCAAAGGACAAGCGUGUAAAUACCGGGGCUCGGGCGGGGUGGGCAGGGGAAAAGUGACUUUAAGAAUAUGUAGGGAUUUUAUUUUCAAUUUGGAACUUGAAAUACCAGAGAAUAUCAAAGAUUCCAUUUUACAAGUCCUUUCAAGAAGAAAACAACAACAGAAGAGUUCAGCUAUUCAUUUUACGAAUGCCCAACCUGUGCCACUUAGUCUACCUGAGACAUACUGCACUGGCUUUUAUGACAAUUCCUAAGGCGACUGUUAUUAAGACGUUCACGGCUAGGAGAAGGAUGGACUUUCAAGAAAUUCUGUUAUUUAAAGUACCAGAGCAUGAGCUUGGAAGUGUAAAUUUUUAAUUUCCACUCCUCAUUUCCUCCAACUCCAAGGUUUUGGUGUCAUUACAGAGUGGACCACAUGCUGCAUUUCUGCCGCCUUGACACUUUUUUGGUUUCAUUUUUUGUUUUGUUACAUCUUACAUUAUGCAGAACUAUUUUUGUACAAAUUGUUUAAAAAUUAUUUAUGCAAUGUUUGAAUGCAUACCAGUGGUUUUGUUUUUGUUUUUCCCUUCGGUUUGGGAUUACCAACUUUUAUGGUUUACUUAAGGUAGGAGAGAACUUAACCUAUACUUCGUAAACAAAACAAUCCAUCUACAAAUGUGCCCAAAUCAGGCAAAGUCAGUUCACACUUUCAAUUUAAAAGCAUGUUUUAAUGGAAGUUUAUAUCCUGCUUUGUAUACUUCAAAAGUGACAUAAGCAUGUUGUGGAAAUAAGGUGUAAAUUAUAGUUGAAGUAAGACACUUUGCCAAGUUUUCUCUGUAUAGAAUUCACCUUUUCUCAAAAUUUUAAGAUUCAGAUUUCAGCUUUUGCACAUAGGAGGGUCUCUCUCCAGCAUGAGCUCUUGUACUCUAUAUAGGACUAAUUUAUACAGUGAGUCAAGCAGUAGAAUAAAUGGUCAAACAUAGUCUCCUUUUCUUUCUCCUUUUCUUUGAAGUGUGAGUUGAGUUCUCGUUUAAGGUUUAUAACAUGGUUAUUUCCUGAUUGUAAAAUUAUGCAUUCAUAAGUGCCAUUGUUGUAAGGUGUUGUUUUCGUAGACCUUCCUGAUGCAGUUUUACCUUUGUUGAAUUUGUAUAAACGAUUGUACAAAAAAAAA
Molecule: messenger RNA, 5239 nt
Organism: Ornithorhynchus anatinus (platypus)
Lineage: Eukaryota; Metazoa; Chordata; Mammalia; Monotremata; Ornithorhynchidae
Gene: KDM2B
Product: lysine demethylase 2B
Exons: 24
Coding region: 187-4092 (1301 amino acids)
Biological process (GO): regulation of transcription by RNA polymerase II; protein demethylation
Molecular function (GO): transcription coregulator activity; protein binding; zinc ion binding
Source: RefSeq, a predicted model, not a curated record